AUGCAGCCACUGGCAAGAUCCCUGGCAUGUGCACUCAUAGUCCUGAGCAUCGCACGCGCGCAGGCCUGCGCCACUGCGCGAGUUGUUAGCUUUGGGAAGGCGACGCGCUGGGCUGACGGGUGGGCAUCGUUCCUCCUCUCUGACCGACCGAUCAGUUUCUUUCCUGCCAGAGGCGUCAACUUGGUGGCCAUCAAUGCUAGCACCGAGGAGGUGAUCUUCGCCAGAUCCUACAAAAAAGCGCCGGACCAAUUGAAGAAGGACUUGCAGGACGUGGCGUUGGAUACAGUGGUCUUGGUUGCACUGAAAGGCGGAGCAGACCAGGAGAGUCUGCAAGCAUUGUCCUUGGUCCAUGCGUCGCUCUUCCCGGUUCUCGCUGAAGGAGAAGGAUAUGCUUUCAUUGCUGGGCGCGGCGGCGUGCCGAUCACAGAAGACCUGGGGAGAGUAGCUGAUGCCACGAGCUGA
Messenger RNA from Symbiodinium natans, 462 nucleotides. NCBI's taxonomy places the organism in Eukaryota, Dinophyceae, Suessiales, Symbiodiniaceae. The record is from the annotation of a GenBank genome assembly.